CAGUUGCUUCGUAAAAGCGUACGCUUGGAGGUGAAGGCGUCGGAUUCUCGCGGUUGCCUCCCGCAACAGACAUGUCACCUCACAAAAGAAUCGCGUUGAUAUUUGGAGGGUUUGUAACGGCGGUCGCCGCCGCGUUUUACCCGAUAUUUUUUUACCCGCUUGCGCACAAAGACGACUACAAACAAGUCCAAAAGAUGAACCGGGAAGGAAUAAAUCAAGCUGAUGUGCAACCAGUAGGUGUGAAGAUUUGGUCCGAUCCGUUCAAGUCUGAAAGCAAGUGAUGACGGCAGAUGAUACAAAAGACAGCUCGACUGAUGAAGACCAUGAGAAAGAAAACCUCUUGUUUGAUGCAUGUUUGAUGAGUGAGUGAGCCUGUGAAAUGUGUUGUUUUCAAUGUUGGAUUUUUACAUUAUUCUAAAAUAAAGAAUGAAAC
Messenger RNA from Lampris incognitus (smalleye Pacific opah), 433 nucleotides. RefSeq names its product small integral membrane protein 20 (gene smim20). The transcript is spliced from 3 exons. The record is from RefSeq and is a predicted model, not a curated record. Lineage: Eukaryota; Metazoa; Chordata; Actinopteri; Lampriformes; Lampridae. The coding region runs from base 72 to 281 and encodes 69 amino acids. Gene Ontology annotation, biological process: mitochondrial respiratory chain complex IV assembly. Gene Ontology annotation, cellular component: mitochondrial inner membrane.